ACGUGGAGAAAGGCAGAGAUUUCCGUGACACCAACUGAAAAACAUACUAAACUCAACCAUCCUCGAGAAGAACCAGCCAGCAUGAAGACCGUCCUGUGUGUCGCUUUCCUCGUUGUGGCUCUUUGCCUGGUCUGUGAGGCUGUGCAAGUCCAGGAAGGUGAUUUUUCCUUUUCACUGGACUCUGUGAAAGUUCUCCAGCAGUUGACCGAUCAACAAAAACCACAAACACAAAACCCCCGGUUGGCCAAGACGAGCUACUUUUCUGUAUGUUCCAAUCCAACACUGCCACAGGAGUUUGUGCCCCUGUGCAUGCAGAAAGGAGCAACAAUGUCCCUUGCUAGACUAGCAUCUGUGAAUGUGGACAUCUGUGAAAUAUGUGCUUUUGCGGCUUGUACCGGCUGCUAAUUCUUCCCAAUGCUUGAUCAUCCUCACCUCCAACUUAAUAAAAUAUGCAUAUUUUCAAUCAAUGCCAUAAGUUCUCAUAGUUGACUAUACGAACAUUGCCAAUGUUGCCUAAAUGGCAAAACUGAAAAUGACAGCACGCUGUUUAUGAACUGUUACUUAAACUUCCUUCCCCUCUUUUCUUUCCCAUAUUUUGUUUUGUUACAGCACAUAUUUCAUUUAUUUAAGAAAGAAUUGUCUUUUUUAUUUUUUCUAUUUCUCAGUUUUGCUGGGUUUUAUACUCCUUUGUGUGUGGUAUUACCUCAGUGUUCAAUAAAAUGCUUUGAAAAUCGGU
Messenger RNA from Megalobrama amblycephala (Wuchang bream), 736 nucleotides. Its product is annotated as guanylin family protein. The record is from RefSeq and is a predicted model, not a curated record. Gene Ontology annotation, cellular component: extracellular region. The coding region runs from base 82 to 405 and encodes 107 amino acids. Gene Ontology annotation, molecular function: guanylate cyclase activator activity. NCBI's taxonomy places the organism in Eukaryota, Metazoa, Chordata, Actinopteri, Cypriniformes, Xenocyprididae. The transcript has 3 exons.